Messenger RNA from Falco peregrinus (peregrine falcon), 2644 nucleotides. RefSeq names its product INSC spindle orientation adaptor protein (gene INSC). Gene Ontology annotation, cellular component: apical cortex. Bases 485 to 2080 code for a protein of 531 amino acids. The transcript has 16 exons. NCBI's taxonomy places the organism in Eukaryota, Metazoa, Chordata, Aves, Falconiformes, Falconidae. Gene Ontology annotation, molecular function: protein binding; cytoskeletal adaptor activity. The record is from RefSeq and is a predicted model, not a curated record. Gene Ontology annotation, biological process: establishment of mitotic spindle orientation; asymmetric cell division; apical protein localization.
UUUUCAUUUUGGUUCCUAUGAACAUCCUUAAGUACUUGGCUGGAUUGGGAUCCUGGCAGGACUGAAACCUUGGAUUUCUUUGCAUGCUAAGUGGUGUAUUUGCAGCUUUUCCUUAAAUUAUAUAACAUAGAGCUUUGAGGCUGUCCAUAGAGAGAAUUGCAGUCUUGUCAAAGAAGUCAUCGCAGAGAAGGAAUCUGAAUUCUGGCCUGCAUAAAAGAGUUCGUAGGAAGAAGUUUGUCUACUGGAUUUGUUGUCUCUAACUAGAAAAGACAUGCUUAAAUGUAGAGACUGCAAUUAGCGAAAAGAUAGCCUAGUAAAGGAGAAUCACAGUUGAGAGAGCUGGGAUCCUUCAAGCAUUGAACACUGAAGUAUUUGGUUUCAAGUUGUACUUGCCUCAUGUUUAACUUAGAGAAGUUAAAAAGACUUACCCAAUUUCCUGCCUGAUUCCAGCCUAUGGAGAGGUGCACAUGAAAAUAGGAUAAAUAUGGCUUUUAAGGGCGAGGACCACUUAGAUUCCCUUCCAUUACCAGUUCAGCGCAUGCACUUAAUUCAGGUGGACUCUGUUCAGCGAUGGAUGGAAGAUUUGAAGUUGAUGACAGACUGUGAAUGUAUGUGUAUUCUCCAGUCCAAGCCAAUCAGCAUUGAAAAAGAUGAACAAAAUGAACUUAUCCUUUCCUCACAAUACAGCAGAUGUGAUAACUUGCAGCUGCUGUUAAAAAGAGCUUGGAUCAUAAGCACAGAGUUGACCAGGAUUGCUCAAAAGCUGGAGAAGAACAGAUGGCAGAAAGUCCACAGCAUGACAGUAAGAGUCAACUGCCAUGUGCGUUCAAUGGUAAAUGAAUACAAUACGUUCACCAGGAAUCCUUCAGAAGAGAUGCACCAGUUUGAAAAACUUUUAAUAGACAAGUGUUCAGAAUUUACAGCAUUCACAGAAAGGUGCAUACAAACUGAAGAUGAGCAAAUACUGAAGUCCAUGAAAUCUUGUAUUAAUGAAACGCUCACUACCGUUGCUCAGUAUUUUGGCCAGUUGAUAGAGCUGGUUUUAACACAUGAGGCACAGAAUCUGCUGAGACAAAUAGAACUGUCGGAUAGUAUGUACAUCACUGAGUCAGCGAUUAGUAGUUUGUUCAGCCUUACCCAGGAAGGUGCGCAUCUGUGCCGUAUCGUAGCUAAGGCAGGAGGUGUAGUUGCGCUCUUUAAGAUCUGUCGCCAGGAUUGUUUCAGGUGCCUUUAUCCCCAGGCAUUGAGAACAUUGGCAUCCAUUUGCUGCGUAGAAGAAGGGAUGCACCAGCUUGAAAAGGUUGAUGGGAUACUGUGCCUGGCUGACAUUCUUACUGAUAACAGCCAUUCUGAAGCUACUCAUGCAGAAGCAGCAGCAGUAAUUGCACAGAUCACGUCUCCACAUCUCACGUUCACUCAGCAUCUUAGCAGCUUUCUGGAAAAUAUGGAAGAAAUUGUAACAGCACUUGUCAAACUGUGCCAAGAAGCCUCAUCUGGUGAAGUUUUCCUGCUGGCUUCAGCAGCUCUUGCUAAUAUUACUUUCUUUGAUACCAUGGCUUGUGAAAUAUUGCUCCAGUUAAAUGCAAUGAAGAUUCUUCUAGCAGCAUGUUCAGACAAACACAUAGUGGAUACUCCAUAUUCCCGAGAUCAGGUGGUAACAAUAUUGGCAAACAUGUCUGUCUUGGACCAGUGUGCUUCAGAAAUAAUUCAAGGAAAUGGUGUCCAACUUUUAAUGGAAAUGCUCUUUGAAAGAUCAUCUUCAGGAAAUUCAGCAGAAGUUGCUGCUUGUGAGCGAGUCCAACAGAAAUCUGCAGUUACGCUGGCACGACUCAGCCGAGAUCCUGAAGUGGCAGAUGCAGCUGUAAAACUCAGCUGUAUUCCUCGCCUAAUUAAGCUUUGCAGAUCACCAACUGAAAGAAAUAACAGUGAUUCUGUUUUAGUAGCAUGUCUGGCAGCCUUACGGAGACUAGCAGUCAUGAGUCCUGAUGGACUUGAAGAUUCAGAUUUUCAGCAGCUAGUAAAGCCCAGACUUGUGGAUUCCUUUCUGCUAUGCACAAAUAUGGAAGAGAGCUUUGUAUAAAUGUGAGCCAAAAAUCUUUGAAAAAUAAUCAUGAUGAUAGAUAAUACAAUAAGAUAAUACAUAUACAAUAAGAUAAUACAUAUACAAUUUUAUUUCAUUUUAGUCCUAUUGUUAUUUAUGACUUAUUUAUUUUAAAACCAUGAACAUGUGGUUUGUAGGAGCAGAGAAACAGAAUGAGGGAACUUGUUUCAGUGGUUUGCAAAAGUAAUUUUAUAUUUUAUUUUCCUGCCAAGACAUAUCAACAGACCUUAUCACUGCAAUCUAACAAAAUGUUACCUUGUGUAAUAUAGUUGAGUCAAGGUAACAAAGCCAAGAAUUUGGUGCUCCGAUGUUAAAUGCUUCUUAUAAUGAUAUUUUUCUACAGUUAGAAUAUUUUGCAGGGUUUUUUAAGAAAUGCUUUAGUCUCAUGCAUUUGUUGCACUAGAAGAAAACUAAUCUUUUAGCUGAAGUUAACUACUUUGAAAUGAAAAGGAUGUUACAGUCUGAGUCCAGUUCUUAACUGUUGUUAUUUUUUAAAUAGAAUUAUGAAAAUAUAGGACUGUGAUUAGCUGAAUUUUUUUUUUU